AUUCCACAAAGUACGGAAUUAGAUUAGAAUCAUGUCCAGGCCAGAGUAAGUACAGAAUAAGGAAAAGUGAGUAUGGAGAAAUAUUUGUGUUUCCAAGCUGUUGCCCUGUUCUGAAAUAUAUCAGAUUCAGAAUCCUAGAAAUAAAUGGAUCAUACAAGCAGAGCUCAGUGUUUGGAGCAGUCAUUUAAUGCUAUGUCAGAGAGCGUGGUCCAGAGCUUUGUGUCGUCAAAAGCAAGUGUUGGUGCCAAAAUCCUGCAUGGAACAACGUGAAUGCCUCUCACAGUUUGCACAACAGCUCUUUACCAAAUACCUUAAAACUGUGCCAAAGACACUGAUGACGAGAAAAAGAAAAAUUCCUGCCAUAUUUUCUGCUUACAUACACAAUAGCAUCACACCAAAUAUUAAGCUUGUCGCAACACUUAUCACUUAUGCAGCAAUGUAGUUUUCAGAGGUUAACUUUUGUCAACUCAUGUUUGGAUCCUCAUUCAUAAAAGAGACAAAAGAAUUUAAGGACAGUAAUUAAGUCAAAUGCUUCUUGUAGUCCUGAGUUACUUGCAAAGUCAGUUUUUCAGUCACUUUUGCUCCACAGUCCCUGGAGGCUGAUUGUUGGGACCAGCACAUAUUUUCCUACAGUAAACAAUGUGCACACUUACUGUCCAAUAGGUGGCGGUAGAGGUCUGUCACGCUUCCUGCUGACAACCAAUGAACACGAAGAAGUGACGUGACGUAAUGCGGAAGUGAGUUCCCACUACGAGCCAUGAAGCGAUUUUCAGGCUUUUUCAUCUUUAAAAAAACAUUUAUUAUUCACGUAUCAAGGAAGUAGUUAUCUUAGAAUAUCGCCCAACUCGUUGGCUUAUCUUACGAGUAGCUACAACGUGCCAGAGAGGAUUUAACAAGAUAAAUUCUGGAGGAUUUUACAGAAAAGCUCUGGAUUUACGCUGUUUCCACUUGUCAACACUGUGAUCAAAAUGGACGCUGCGCUUGCUAGGAGCGCAUACAGAUGCUUGAUAGACACAAUAAUGCCACAGAAGGACAAGUGAGUGUUGAGUAUAGAGUUGAACCUAAAUGAUGCUGGGUCGUCUGUUCUCAGGAUGGCUUUGGUUCCGAUCAGAUCGCCCUGGGUUCUGCCUGGGAACGUGUUUAUUGAUAAGCCUCAUGCUGCUGUUGUACGCUGGGGGCAUCCAAGCAAGUCUGAGCUUAGGUCCAGGUGGAGACUUCCCGAGGUUCAGAGAUGUGUUCCUGUAUGCCCUGAGCCAUGAUGACCUGCCCUCUCUCCUGGUCAGUGUGGCUCUCCUGCUGCUGCUUGGCAGGUGUCAGGAGCAUCGCUGGGGAACAGUCGCCUUCCUCGCCCUCUCCAUCCUGACCAUGAUCACACUACCUCUCCUCUACGCCCUGGUCCUCUUCGUGGGCAGCGGCGAAGCAAGUCGCAUCUGUGGUCACUCUGCCAUCCAGCUGGCUCUGUUCACGGCUCAGUGUCGUCAGGCGACCCAGAGGAGGCUGCUGAGGUGUCUGCCGGUCUGGUGUCUCCCCUGGCUGCUCCUGCUGGUUGGUCUGCUGCUGCUGCCCGGCACACCAGCCUUUCUCCACUUCUGCACAAUAUGCAUCGGACACAACUAUCAUCAGUCCUUCAUUGGGUCGUUACAGGAGCUGGAGGAAUACAGAGUUCUGGAUUUUCUUCCUGAUUGGGCAUAUGUUCCCACAUCAGCCCGCCUCAGAUUACCAACCUACACUACCUCACAGAGAUCACUUCCUCAUAGGAGGCCUGCAGAUCAGGCAGCUGCUCCUCUCCUGAGGGAUCCAUCUGUCCUGAACCACCACCAAUGGGUGGAUCCAGUACCGGAUUGGGUAAUAAAAGACUCUGCUGCUCAGUCUGAGGCCGACGUGUUGGAGGAUCAGAUGCUACGGGCUGGAAUACUGGCGUCAUUACAGGAUGCUCCUGACGACCCUAAUGCAAAAGUGGAGGUUCCCAAAUCGUCAGUUUCCUCCCUGCGACUCCAGCAGCUGGAGAAGAUGGGAUUCCCCACAGAGAAAGCUGUCGUGGCACUGGCAGCUUCCAAACAGCUAGAUGGCGCCAUCUCUCUGCUCAUCGACGACAGCGUUGGCGAACAGGCGGUGGUGGUGUCGAAAGGAAAGAUGCCACAGAGCACAUAGACAGCCAGCGUCGCUCCCACGGACUGACACCGUGUUUGCAUUUGUGGAGUGAACUGGACACGCGUUAUGCUUGGAUUCUGCUGAGCUUCAAUAUUAGAUUUUUCCCUGUGGGUGACUUAUAGAGCCAUUUAAUGAAAGGAAAUCAUGGGAAAGUGGAAGGAAGUCUAACGGAUGAAAACUUGACUCGUAUAUCAUAAAGUUUACAUUGGAGGUUGUGGAUGUUAUUCCUGCUGCGAUCGCGUUUAAUGAGCACCGACACAAAAAAGACGAGAGGAGACGUGUUUAAAAAACAAGAACAAAACAGUGAACAUCAUUUUAUUACACCGAUCAUCUAGACAGGAUUAUCUCAACACAGUAACACAUUUGCAAGAAAUAAAAGUUUGAAAUAUGAAAUGGUUACACGACAGCAUACAAAAUAAACUACAAAUGAUCAUUUUAAAUAGUUUCACAAUAGGUUCGAUAUAUAAGCUGGAAAAAAAAAAA
Messenger RNA from Acanthopagrus latus (yellowfin seabream), 2634 nucleotides. It is a transcript of the gene rhbdd3, whose product is annotated as rhomboid domain containing 3. Bases 1066 to 2151 code for a protein of 361 amino acids. NCBI's taxonomy places the organism in Eukaryota, Metazoa, Chordata, Actinopteri, Spariformes, Sparidae. Gene Ontology annotation, cellular component: membrane. Gene Ontology annotation, molecular function: protein binding; serine-type endopeptidase activity. The record is from RefSeq and is a predicted model, not a curated record. The transcript is spliced from 5 exons.